This is a messenger RNA of Trichosurus vulpecula (common brushtail), 3907 nucleotides long. RefSeq names its product stromal antigen 3 (gene STAG3). The record is from RefSeq and is a predicted model, not a curated record. Gene Ontology annotation, biological process: sister chromatid cohesion. Bases 9 to 3554 code for a protein of 1181 amino acids. Gene Ontology annotation, molecular function: chromatin binding. Gene Ontology annotation, cellular component: chromatin; nucleus; cohesin complex. The transcript is spliced from 32 exons. Lineage: Eukaryota; Metazoa; Chordata; Mammalia; Diprotodontia; Phalangeridae.
GGGAAACCAUGCUCUCCCAUAGGGAUAGUGAUGAUGACUUCGAAGAUGUCUGGAAGCAACAGAUGAAGAAGAGGGCGGCCAGAAAACAACCCAGGACCAUCCCAGUGGCUAAGCGUCCAAGAAAGGGGUCCCGAAAGGACUGUGAUGGACUUAGGAAUCAGAAACCCUCUGCUGGUGAUCUCUUAGAGGCUGUGAAGACUGCCAAGAGUGCCAUGCAGGUUGUGGUGGAUGACUGGCUGGAGGGCUACAAGCACAAUCAAGAUGCAGGAUUCCUGGAGCUCAUUAAUUUUUUCAUUGGGGCUUGUGGGUGCAAAGGUGUAGUAACCCAUAAGAUGUUCAAGACCCUGCAGAAUUCAGAGAUCAUCCAGCAUCUGACGGAGAAGUUUGAUGAGGAUUCUGUAAAAUACCCACUGGCAGCAUCAGGUCCAGCCUGGAGGAAAUUCCGAAGCAGCUUCUGUGAAUUUGUGGCUGCACUGGUGUGUCAAUGUCAGUAUAGCUUCCUCUAUGAUGACUUCCUCAUGGAUACCCUCAUCUCCCUACUCACUGGUCUGUCUGAUUCUCAGAUCCGUGCUUUCCGUCACACCAGCACCCUGGCUGCCAUGAAGUUAAUGACUGGCCUAGUAAGAGUUGCCAUUCGCCUGAAUCUCCAAAAGGACAACAAUCUACGACAGUAUGAGGCAGAGCGCAGCAAGGGGGUGGGCCACAGGUCCCCAGAACGUCUAGAGAUCCUGUUGGAGAAACAGAAGGAGCUCCAGGAACACCAAGAAGAGAUUGAAGGAAUGAUGAACGCCAUCUUCAGGGGUGUUUUUGUACACCGGUACAGGGAUGUCCUCCCUGAGAUCCGUGCCAUCUGCAUAGAAGAGAUUGGGUCAUGGAUGCAGACUUACAGCACGUCCUUCCUCACCGACAGCUACCUCAAGUACAUUGGCUGGACCUUGCAUGAUAAGCAGCGGGAAGUUCGUCUAAAGUGUCUGAAGGCUCUUCAAGGCUUGUAUAGCAACCGGGAUUUCAUUUCCUGUCUGGAGCUUUUUACCAGUCGCUUUAAGGAUCGAAUGGUUUCCAUGGUGAUGGACCGAGAGUAUGAUGUAGCCGUGGAGUCCAUCAAGUUACUGACCUUAAUCCUGAAGAACAUGGAGGGAGUACUGACAGACGCUGACUGUGAGAGCAUCUACCCUGUGGUGUAUGCCUCCAACCGAGCUUUGGCCUCUGCUGCAGGGGAGUUUCUGUAUUGGAAGCUUUUCUUCCCUGAGUGUGAGGUAGGAGUGGCAAGUGGAAGAGAGCAACAUCCCGGUGCUCGAAGGAAUUUCUUCUAUCUCCUGCUAGCUUUCUCCAUGGAGAGUGAGCUCCAUGACCAUGCAGCUUAUCUGGUGGACAGCCUGUGGGACUGUGCAGGGCCUCAGCUGAAGGACUGGGAGAGUUUGACAGGGCUGCUGCUGGAGAAGGAUCAAAGCUUGGGGGAUGUGCAGGAGAACACUCUGAUAGAGAUCCUUGUGUCUAGUGCCCGGCAAGCUACAGAGGGUUACCCUCCUGUGGGGAGGGUCACUGGAAGAAAGGGUUUCACUGCUAAAGAGCGUAAGAUCCAGGCAGAUGACAAGCUAAAACUGACAGAGCACCUCAUUCCUCUGCUGCCUCAGCUUUUAGCCAAGUUUUCAGCUGAUGCAGAAAAGGUUUCCCCCUUGCUUCAGCUUCUCAACUUUUUUGACCUCAACAUCUACUGCACUGGACGUCUACAGAAACACUUAGAGUUGCUCCUUCAGCAGCUUCAAGAAGUAGUGGUGAAGCAUACAGAACCUGUGGUGUUAGAGGCUGGGGCCCGGGCACUCUACUUGCUCUGUGACCCAGAGUUCACCUUCUUCGGCCUGGUAGACUUUGCCCGAAGCCAGCUGGUAGACCUGCUGACUGACCGAUUCCAACAGGAGCUAGAAGAGCUACUACAGGGCUCCUUCUUGGAUGAGGAUGAGGUGUAUAAUAUGGCGGCCACUCUAAAGCGUCUUUCUGCCUUCCACAAUGCACAUGAUCUAACACGCUGGGAGCUGUAUGAGCCAUGUUGCAGACUCCUGAAAAAAGCUGUGGAUACUGGAGAUAUACCAAGACAAAUAAUCCUCCCAGCACUGACUCUCAUCUAUUUCUCUAUCCUUUGGACAUUGGCUCAUGUCUCUGGAUCAAAUUCUUCACAGGAACAGGUGCUGGGCUUGAGGGGAAAACUGGUGACCUUCUGUGAUCUCUGCCAAAUCUGCCUUUCGGAUGUGGAUUCAGAGAUCCAAGAACAAGCUUUUGUCUUAUUAAGUGACCUGCUCCUUAUCUUCAGCCCUCAGAUGAUUUUGGGGGGGCAGGAUCAUCUGAAGCCUCUCAUCUUUCUUCCUGAGGCCACCCUGCAGUCAGAGUUAGCCAGCUUCCUCAUGGACCAUGUCUUCAUCCAGCCAGGAGAGCCAGGCAGUGAUGCAGAAGAGGAACAGGCACAGAUUGAACAGCUGCACCAACGGCGUCGUCUUUUGGCUGGAUUCUGUAAGCUGUUGCUCUACGGGGUUCUGGAAAUGGAAGCAGCCUCGGAUAUCUUCAAGCACUACAGCAAGUUCUACAACGACUAUGGUGAUAUCAUCAAGGAAAUGCUAACACGGUCAAGACAGAUCAACCGAAAACAGUGUUCUCAAACCCUGUUGCUUAGCCUUAAACAGUUGUACACGGAGCUGUUGCAGGAGCAUGGGCCACAGGGCCUGGAUAGUCUUCCAGCCUUCAUGGAGAUGAGGGAUCUGGCCCGGAGGUUUGCCUUGAGCUUUGGACCUCAGCAGCUGCAGAACCGGGACCUUAUUGUCAUGCUUCACAAAGAUGGCAUCAAGUUUUCCCUGGCAGAGUUGCCUCCAGCUGGCUCCUCAAAUCAGCCUCCCAAUUUGGCAUUUUUGGAGCUGCUUGAAGAAUUUUCACCUCGUCUUUUCCACCAGGAUAAGCAGCUCCUGCUAUCCUACUUGCAAAAGUACCUGCACCAGGUCCCACAGCCAUCUAGCCAUUCGUGGAGCCCAGUCAUAUCCUACUGCCGUUCCCUCAGCUCACAAGAAAAUGGUGCUGAGACCAGCCCCCAGGGAAACCCCCAGCCCAAGAGGAGGCGCAUGGAAGCCACUUCCAAGCAAGGUCAAGAGCAUUUCUGCCCAUCUCAGGAACAGAGCCUACUUCUAAGCAGUGUCCCACAGACUCCUGCAUUCACCUCUACAACUGUGAAAGGGAAUUAUUCCCUUUGUAGACAAAAGGAUGAAGAAGAGGACUCUGCAUCAGAGUUUACCCAAAGCCAGCCAUCCUUUGGUUCCCAGAAGCCCAAACACUCAUACCCAGAGGAUUUCCACCGCACUGUCCAUAGCCACUAUGGACCUGGUCUGGGCAAUAAGCUAACCCGACUCAGUCUUAUGGAGGAGGAGGAGGAUGAUGAGAUAGUAAUACAAGAGUCAAGUGAAGAGGAAACAGGGGAAUGGGAAGAUACAGAUAAGUAUCCAAGCUCUCAAUCUUCCUUCAAACAUGCGAGAGACCUCUUUGACUCUGCAGAAGUAGAUGGUGAUGAUUUCUGACACCACACUGUGCCUUCUUCAAGCUAAUUGUUCAAUCAUCACUAUGGCCAAUUGGAAUAUAAAAAAUGGGGUCCAAAGCCAUGCCAGUCACUGAGGAAAAAUAAAAGAGGAGCUUUUACUUGUCGUCUUCUCCCAAUUUUAUCUUACAUUUUCUUUCCUCCCUGUGAUUUUUGGAUUGGAGAAGCCAUGACUUUCCUCCUGGUGCAUGUUUAACCAGGGCUUUGUCUCACCUAUUACUGAGGUUUACGUUCCCCCACACAAUAAUUUGGGAGAGGAGAGUCCAUCCUCAUAUUUUUGAAGAGGUAUACUACAUUUCUAUGGGAAAGUUAUCUUCAUUUCCCUAUGUUUGUGGA